Molecule: messenger RNA, 951 nt
Organism: Coniosporium apollinis CBS 100218
Lineage: Eukaryota; Fungi; Ascomycota; Dothideomycetes
Exons: 3
Coding region: 1-951 (316 amino acids)
Biological process (GO): mRNA splicing, via spliceosome
Cellular component (GO): catalytic step 2 spliceosome
Molecular function (GO): protein binding
Source: RefSeq, a predicted model, not a curated record
AUGAGCUCUCAGGUUCCCUCCCGUAAGGUUGCAACGCUUACGGGCCAUAAUGGAGCUGUCCACGCAGUGUCCUACAGUGCCGGCGCCGGCCAAUACAUCCUCACCGGCUCCACCGACCGCACGAUCCGCCUCUUCAAUCCAGCCACCACGCGCCUAAUCCAAUCCUACACCGCACACGGCUACGAAGUCCUCGACCUCGCCGUCGCAGCCGACAACGCGCGCUUCGUGAGCGUGGGCGGCGACAAGACCGUCUUCCUCUGGGACGUCGCGACCGCGCGGACGCUGACCCGGUUCAGCGGACACGCUGGGCGUAUCAAUGCGUGUGCGUUUGGGGGGACCGACGACAGCGUGAUCGUGUCAGGCAGCUUUGACGCGACGGUCCGGCUGUGGGAUACCAAGAGCGGGAGCCACAAGCCGCUGAUGGUGUUGAGCGAGGCGAAGGAUAGUAUCAGCGCUGUCGCGGUCGCUGGGCACGAAAUUUUUGCCGGGAGCGUGGAUGGGAGAGUAAGGGUGUAUGACCUCAGGAUGGGGCAGUGCUUUGUGGAUGUUUUGGGGCAUCCGGUCACGUCGGUCACGGCAACGAAAUCAGCGGAUAGCCUGCUGGUUGGCUGCUUGGAUUCGGUGGUUCGACUGAUGGAUCGGGCAGAUGGGAAGCUGCUCAAGGCUUACAAGGCGCCGGGUGAGUUUGUCAAUGACAACUACCGUGUUCGCUCGACGCUUGGCUUGAACGACAGUGUCGUUGUGAGUGGGAGCGAGGAUGGGAGGGUCUUUGUCUGGGACCUGCUGUCUGGGGACGUAGUAAAGAGGCUCUGGCAUGGAGAGGCGAGGAGUGAGGAUGCGAAGAGUGGGAAGAGGGACGUCGUCAGUGCCGUGGCAUUCUGUCAGGCGCGAAAGGAGUGGUGUAGUGCAGGAGGCGAUGGGAAUGUAGUCGUUUGGGGGACGGUGGAGUGA